This is a messenger RNA of Carica papaya (papaya), 1749 nucleotides long. RefSeq names its product protein CORTICAL MICROTUBULE DISORDERING 1. The record is from RefSeq and is a predicted model, not a curated record. NCBI's taxonomy places the organism in Eukaryota, Viridiplantae, Streptophyta, Magnoliopsida, Brassicales, Caricaceae.
UUCUUUUCAAGUUUUUCAGGCUUCUGCUUCUCUCAGAGCAAAUCAACAAUGGCGUCCCUGACACCUGGAGUCCUCCUGAAACUUCUUGAAAGCGUAAACUCAAACAUAAAAGUACGUGGAGAAUACCGUUCUGUUCUCCUCCAAGUAAUCUGCAUAGUCCCUGCGUUAACUGGGUCAGAGCUCUGGCCUAACCGUGGCUUCUUCAUCAAAGUAUCCGAUUCAUCCCACUCAACUUACGUCUCCCUCUCUAACGAAGACAACGACCUAAUCUUGAACAACAACUUACAGCUGGGUCAAUUCUUUUAUGUUGAUAGAAUUGAACCUAGUAAACCAGUACCUAUUCUUGCCGGCGUUAGGCCUCUCCCCGGUCGCCAUCCUUUCGUUGGGACACCCAAGGACUUGAUGCAGAUCCUGCACCUACCCCCAGAGCAGGAUAAGCUCGUUAAUGGCGAUUCCAAGUUGGUGGAAGCUAAAGAGGAGAGUAGUCCUAGACAUAGGAUUGUUAUUAAAGAAGAGAAGGCAGCUGUUGCAUCUAGGUACAUGCAGGGAGUUUUGGCAAAUCAUCAUAAACCAAAUAAUAAUAAUAACAAUCAAAAUGAAAGUAACCCUCCUUCAGUAUCUAAAAAGGUUGCCUCUGUUAAACGCAAGGUCCAAGAGCUCAAGGGUAAGACACGUUCCACAACUGCAUCUCCUAAUCAAUCUGAUCAUUCAGUUCAAUCCAAGGUAGAGCCUGCAAUCCUAUCAAACUCCAAGGAGGCUGCAGUGCCUCCGAAGAACACCACUGUGAAACACAAUUUAUCUAAACAAGAGAAUGUGAAUUUGAGUUCAACGGAGGCGAUAUCAUGGACUUCACUGCCUGUAAAUCUCUUGAAGCCUGGGAAAGGAAUUCUCAGAAGGAGAAAUUUAGCUUCUUUGGUUGCAGCAGAAGCUCAAAAGGAGGCUUCAAUGGCUACAAACCUGGUCAAGUGCAUCAGCAUGUUUGCUGAUCUCUGCUCAACUGCUUCCCCAGAGAAUCCUCAUCUCUCUCUCACCAAAUUCUUCGCUCUCCAAGAACAUGUUGAUCGAUUGAGUGUGACAAAAGCAUUAAGGGCUAAAUCAAUCCACGCAAUAACACACCCUGCACCUCCAAAUACUGAUUACAAAGCUAGCAGAAAAACAGGUUCAGCUCCUCGGAAAACCUCAUUGAAGUCUCUAAAACCAUCAGUCUUGGAGCUAAGCGAGGCUGAGAAACUAGAAUGGGCAAAAGGGGAUGGUGCAAAAGAGAGUAAAGAAUUGAUAGAUACUCUCUUGAAUGAAAAAAGAUUAUGGUUUCUGAAAUUCUUGGAGGGAGCACUAGAUGCCGGAUUUCGUAGUGGUGCUCAGGAGAAGAAAGGAAAGAAAGGUACAGAGAGAUCAAUGGAGCCAGACAACCAUAUUGCUGUCACCUUAUCACAGCUGAAGCAAGCCAACGAAUGGUUGGAGAAAGUAACAAGUGAUUUGAGCUCAGAAAACAAUGGAGCAAUAGAGACUAUUGAUCGGUUGAAGCAAAAAGUUUAUACUUGUUUGCUAGGCCAUGUGGAUUCAGCUGCAUCAGCGCUGGAAAAUUUAUCUGAUCAUCGUAGUUGAUUAGGCAAAAAGGAAAUGGUUGGAAAUCUGAUAAUUAUGAACUAAUUUUAACCUGUAAGAUGGUGUGUAUUGAUUGCGUAGCUAGUGAUCAGUUUAACUUGAGUCAAAAAGGCAAGAAUGGUUUGGCUAAUCUUAUUUAUUCAG